ACCAACAUCACGGGGACUCAAAUUUCCAAUUUCAUCAAGACUUUUGAAGGCUUAUCAGUAAGAAAUUUUAGCUAUGAUGAUAAGCUCCCACUGGGGCUUUGAUUUCGGCUCAUCUAAUGACUUGCAGCCAGUUUUCAAGCAUCUUUGGAUUGAAAAUGUCUGUGCUUUCGCUAGCUCUGUUCGCACUCCUGUCUUUCGACCAGGGAUCAGCUAAAUUGCUGGAUACAAAUUGUGCGCCCUUCGUAGAGUAUGGCCUAAGAAUAAUCGGUGGUGAAGACGCCCAAAACUACUAUACCCCCUGGAUUGCCAGCUUAUACAACAGUGCAAAAGAGUUCAUAGGCGCUGGAACGCUUAUUAACAAACGAUUCGUUCUAACAGUUGCGCACGUCUUAGAAGGUAAUCUAGAAUUCGUGCGCUUGGGGGAAAAAGACAGAUCGUGCAUAACAUCAAACUGCUCAGUCAUUAAAGAGUAUUCAGUAGACCGGGCCAUAAAGCAUCCCUAUUACUUCAACCGUAAUAAUAAACUUCUCAAGAACGAUGUAGCUAUGCUAAGACUAAACUUUGAUGUGGAGUACAAUGAGUUUAUUAAGCCAAUUUGCAUCAUCGUGGACGAAGAAGUAAAUUUAGCGGAUAUAAACAAAAUUAGGGCUUUCGGCUGGGGUGUAACCCAGCCAUUCGGAAGGGAAUAUAGUGAUACUCUGAAAACUAUUUUUCUGGAUCUCCGGAGCUCACAAGAAUGCCUUCAAUCCUUGAAUGUAAGCAUCACCGAUGAGCAGAUCUGCGCCGGAUCAGCCACUGGAGGUGACACCUCUACAGGUGACUCCGGUGGUCCGAUGGCGGGGAAUUACAUCUAUGAGGGGAAAAAUAAAUUCGUUCAAAUUGGGAUCGUGAGUUACGGUUCCCAAGGAGGUAACAACUCUGCCAUUUACACUAAUGUUUUGAGACACCGAAAAUGGAUACUUUCUGUGCUGCGAACCCAUGGGCAGCGCCUUUUAUAUGAGGAGUGCGGUGGGUUUGGCACUUGGCCCUUUUUCGGAAGUGAAUUUGAAGACGGGCCUUAUGAGUUAAUAGCGUGCACGCAAAUUACCGAUCGUUUCUGUCUGACUUCUGCAACUUCGUUAAGCCAGUUCUCCAAUUACGUGUGGGUGCCAUUGAAUGGAAAUGCUUCCUGGAAAGCUGAGAUCCAAAUACACCCCGAGUUCUACGUUUCGCGAGGACAAAUGAGGAACAAUUUAGCUUUGCUCAAGCCACCUCCGAGGGUGUCAAUACCAGAGUUUGAGAAACCACCGUGCAUUGAAGUGAACACUAUUUUAUCAGCAACGUUUCCUGGUAAUCGCCUUUUAAUUAAAAAUUACCCUGAUCACGUGGUUGUGGGUCGAGGAGCUUAUAGUACCAGACAGGGCACCAAUUCCUCGCGGUACUUUCUGGAGGCCAUAUUUAGCCAUAUUGAUCAGUAUGGUGAGGAGUAUUAUAUAAAUGUUUCAGCGUACGAGAAGUGGAUACGGGAAGUGGUUGAAAAAUAAAUGUUUUUAAUAAUAAUAUUCAAAAAUACAAAACAAACUGGACAACAUUGA
Molecule: messenger RNA, 1574 nt
Organism: Drosophila gunungcola (fruit fly)
Lineage: Eukaryota; Metazoa; Arthropoda; Insecta; Diptera; Drosophilidae
Product: mast cell protease 1A-like
Exons: 7
Coding region: 117-1523 (468 amino acids)
Biological process (GO): proteolysis
Molecular function (GO): serine-type endopeptidase activity
Source: RefSeq, a predicted model, not a curated record